Messenger RNA from Mesorhabditis belari, 669 nucleotides. NCBI's taxonomy places the organism in Eukaryota, Metazoa, Nematoda, Chromadorea, Rhabditida, Rhabditidae. The record is from the annotation of a GenBank genome assembly.
AUGAAAACCUCAAUCGCGGCCCUGUUACUCCUGUUCAAAGUUAGGGAGAUUGUUGCUGUUUGCCCCGAUGGAUAUUCACUUGAACCAGCUCUUCAGCAGUGUUUUCUCAUGACGGGAAAAACGGGUAAUUGGUCAUCCGCCUCGUCGUUUUGCCAAUCAACCGGUGGCAAUCUUCCCUCGAUUCACAAUGCUUUCCAAAACGCCGCUUUAGCCAAAUUUUUUGGAACCGCCUUAAAUCUCGGUAACAAGUUUUGGUUGGGUUUCUACAGUUGUUGCUUUGGACCGGUCUGGUUUUGGACUGAUGGAACACCCGAUGAUUACUACAAUUUUGCAUCAGAACACAGCGAGGCAAGAGGAUGGCACCCAUACUUGGAUUUGGACACCCAAACGUGGCCAACAGUCGACGGGGCUACAGAAUUGGCGUUCAUUUGUGCGGCACCCGAUUCAGCUUCCACUCGUUCAAUGGACCUCCAUCAACUCAGUCGCAGUGGAUCGUUGAGAGACCGGUUAAUUCUAAUAGCCAUUUGCCUUAUUUCAACAUUGCGAAGCAAAAUUCGAUCUGGCUUUGAGCUUCAAAGCGCUCAAAGCCUUCUCGUAGACGAUGAAGAUGAUGUGGAGUCCUCAACCUGCGAAACCUGCGAAGUACUCGAUAUAGUUCUGAUUCUUUUG